UGCUUAUAUACUGCUGCAAACCAUAAUCUAUUUUUUUUUAACGUUUAACAAUGUCUACAGAAAACGAUGUGUUGUUGAACUUUUUGGAGAGGGAAAAGGAAAAUAGAUUUGAUUUUCCUGUAAUACUUAAAACCCAUCAUAGUAUGAAUGGCAAAUACGAUACACUUAGAAGAAACAUCCCGCUGAAUCGUUCCCAUUCCUACUAUCACAAGCGAGAUGCCAGACUAGUAAAUAAGAGAGGACGGAUCCAAGUGUACUUUAAAGGAAUUUCUAAUAAGUCAAUGUACUAUGCUAAAGAUCUUUGGAAUACCUUGGUAAACAUGCAAUGGCGAUGGCUUAUAUUAAUUGUAGCAGUUGUAAAUACUUUGGCAUAUUUUGUGUGUGCACUCUUGUUUUAUUUUGAUUCUUGGGUGAGUGGUGAUUCAGAAAUAAUCGAUGGACUAGGCAAUUCUACCAUUUGCAUUAUCGGUACCAAAAAUAUCGUUGAAUACUUCAUGUUAGGCAUUGAAACAAUCACUACCACAGGAUAUGGCUACUUACACCCAACCGAAUACUGUCAGCUUUUUAUUUUAGUGCUUACUUUUAGUACUCUUACCAGUAUAACCAUUGACGGUGCAUUUGUAUCAGUUGUAUAUGCAAAACUAAACAAGCCGAAGGAAAAUAAUAUUUAUGGACAAAUAUUUAGUAAAAAAGGAGUGAUUUCUCUUCGAAACAAUAAAUUAUGCCUUGUAAUAAAAAUAAACGACAGAGACGGAAGGCACUGGAUUCACACAGACAUACACAUAUACUUCGUAAGAGAAUUAAUUACAGAUGAAGGAGAUAUUACUCUCAAUUACUUUAUCGAGUUAGAUAUUCAACCAUUUGGUAUGCCUUUUUGGCCAAUAGAAAUAGUUCAUGUAAUUACAGCCUCUAGUCCUUUAUGGGAGAUAUCUGCUGAGGAACUAAUGACUACAAAAUUAGAAAUCAUACUCGUCAUAUCAGGCAGUUCAGUCAAAACUGGUCAGCCAACCAAGAGCCAAUGUUCCUAUCUAAACAAAGAAAUAAUGUGGGGAUGUCAAUUUGGCCGCUGUCUUGAAUAUGACCCCAAUAAACAAGAAUACUUAGUAAAUAAAAAGCUAUUUCAUCAAACAGUUCCACAAGAGGUACCACUUUGUAGUGCUAAAGUUCUGGAAGAUCUUAGAAGCAAAAAUUUGUUUAAAACUAAUAAUGUACAAAGCGUAUAAUAUCAAAAAUUAAUAAAAAUAUGCGUAAAUUGGA
This is a messenger RNA of Anthonomus grandis grandis, 1257 nucleotides long. Its product is annotated as inward rectifier potassium channel irk-1-like. Gene Ontology annotation, molecular function: inward rectifier potassium channel activity. The coding region runs from base 51 to 1223 and encodes 390 amino acids. Gene Ontology annotation, biological process: potassium ion import across plasma membrane; regulation of monoatomic ion transmembrane transport. NCBI's taxonomy places the organism in Eukaryota, Metazoa, Arthropoda, Insecta, Coleoptera, Curculionidae. Gene Ontology annotation, cellular component: plasma membrane. The record is from RefSeq and is a predicted model, not a curated record. The transcript has 5 exons.